CGCACCGAGGCGGCGCCGCGUGUCCCUCCGGCCCCAGCAGCGCGCGGGACCCCGGGCCCUGCGCCCUCCUCCGCACCGCGGACAGACCCCCCCGCCCGCAGCAAAAUGGGGAAACAAAAUAGUAAGCUGGCCCCUGAGGUGAUGGAGGAUCUGGUGAAGAGCACGGAGUUCAAUGAACACGAGCUAAAACAGUGGUACAAAGGAUUUCUAAAGGACUGUCCAAGUGGCAGACUGAACCUUGAGGAGUUCCAGCAGCUCUACGUAAAAUUCUUUCCAUAUGGAGAUGCUUCUAAGUUUGCCCAGCACGCCUUCCGAACCUUUGAUAAAAAUGGAGAUGGGACCAUCGACUUCAGAGAGUUCAUUUGUGCCCUGUCCAUCACCUCACGAGGCAGUUUUGAGCAAAAGCUGAACUGGGCCUUCAACAUGUAUGACUUGGAUGGUGAUGGUAAAAUUACAAGAGUGGAAAUGCUGGAAAUUAUAGAGGCCAUCUACAAAAUGGUGGGCACUGUGAUAAUGAUGAAAAUGAAUGAGGAUGGCCUGACGCCUGAGCAACGGGUAGACAAGAUCUUCAGUAAGAUGGAUAAGAACAAAGACGAUCAGAUCACACUGGAUGAGUUCAAAGAAGCUGCAAAGAGUGAUCCGUCCAUUGUAUUACUCCUGCAGUGUGACAUUCAAAAAUGAGCUUGUGUACGACGCGUCAUAGACUGCACAGAAGUUUAAUGUUCCAUUCAGUUUGCAGCUAUUUCCACACACACAAAAAUUUGCUUGGACUACCUAUAAAUGGACUUGCUUCUUGUGUUUGAAACACUUGUGUGCAUGAGAAUGUCAUUUGCUAAAGAAUUUUAAAAGUAUAUAUUAUAAAAAUAAACUGCCACAACGUGAUGUGUGCAAUGUCAUUUCAUAACAACCCUCUUCCUCUGAAUCCUGUGCAGCAGGCCUGUGCUGCAGUGAAUUAUAUUAUUUAUUGUUCAUGUUUUACUGAUGCUAGCUCUGUGUCUCCUAGACUGAGUAAUGUUAGUGACACUGAAUUCCCAUGGUAAUGUUAACUGUUUAUUAUAAAUCAUGUCACCAUUCUGCUGUAAAGUAGUACUGGACAGACAGAAGGGAAGAGCUUCUCGGCUCCCAGGUCUGAUCCACACGUGCUUGUAUUGUCAGUGGAUAUAAAUGUACUUCAUUUGCAUGCCUUUUAGGUUUGCCUUAAUUCUUACCUCAUUUGCAUCCCUUCAAUAUGGAAAGAGCUAUGUCAGAGGAAUGCAGUAUAUUAAAAAAAAAAAAAAGAAAAUCCUGCUAAAAUCAACCCUUUAAUUAAAAAUAUAUAUAAAUAUAUAUAUAUAUAUAAUGUUUAAAAUAUUGUUUUAUUGCAAGUUUAAAGGUUUUAUUGGAAGUGUAUUGAUCUUUGCCAGAAUUUUCAAAAGCUUCCACAGAGGUUGCAAUAUAUAUGUCCCAAAAUAAAUUUAUAACAUUUGACCUUU
Molecule: messenger RNA, 1472 nt
Organism: Haemorhous mexicanus (house finch)
Lineage: Eukaryota; Metazoa; Chordata; Aves; Passeriformes; Fringillidae
Gene: VSNL1
Product: visinin like 1
Exons: 4
Coding region: 106-681 (191 amino acids)
Molecular function (GO): calcium ion binding
Source: RefSeq, a predicted model, not a curated record